UCCACCUCACAGUCUUGAGCUACAAGCAGAUCUUUUAGAAGGGAAUCCCAUCCCACAAUGUACUGACCUCAAACAGCUUGAGCUAAAAGGAAAGAACACUGAAGCCUCAGCAGCACUGCAGAAGAAACUAAAACCCACGAAGAUCUCAGAAAAACAUUCGGCUUGACUUGUAGGCACUGCUUAACAGUUCAACUUUGGGAAUGAUGAUACUGUGGAGUUUUAAAGCAAUUACAGGGAAGCAGCUUUUCUGGAGAGCUGUGUUUUUCUGGACAUUCUGUGCUUUGAGCCUGCUGGAAUAUCAAGUGGCAAGUGAUGAUUCCACCACAAAAGCAGGCGAGACCAUUACUAUUACUACAAAACCAACAACAACAGUCAACUCUAUCACAACUCCAGCAAUGACAAAAUCCCCCACUGUUUCUGCAGAUACCAGUGCAACACCUGAAGUAUCUUCAAAAAAUUCCAGUACAACUGAGGCAAACACCAGUAGCCCUUUAUAUACAAAGUCCACAUCAACUCCGAUUUCGACAGUGCAGUCAUCUACAACACAGGCAAAUGGAACAACUCAGCCUGACAGGAAUGGGACAAGUCAAUCUGUAAUUUCAAGUACAGGCCCAACUACUGCUUUUACUAAGAACACAACAGAUAAUUCCUCUGUUUCAUCUAUCACAUCCAAACCUGGGUAUAGCAGUGAUAUGACAGACAUCAAAUGCAUAAAUAUCAAGCAGAUGUCCACCAGGAAAGUUAUAUGCUUGGAGCUCAAUGAGACUUACUCAUGUGAUCAGUUUAAGAAUGGGAAAGGAGCACACUUAAAAAGGGCAGUUUGCAGAGAGAACCAAACUUCAUGCUACAUCACACUGGCGAAAUCCGAUGUGAAACAAAAUUGCAUAUUGUUGGUUACAGUUAAUGGGGAAGAUGGAGGUACGUACAGUAAGAUCCUUCAAGAAAAGAGGACCGCUUUGGACAAGGUAGGAAUAAAACCUCAUGAACAAGAAGACAUUAGGAGUCACCAGGACUUCUCCCGGAAGACAGUUAUUGCUGUGGUCACCGCUGGUCUGCUGCUAUCAUCUCUGGGAUUGGCUGGAUACUUCUUUAAGAAACGACAGAGCUGGAGCCCCAGGGGAGAGAGGCUGGGCGAAGAUCCAUAUUGCACCGAAAAUGAUAGUCAUAGCAACACUGUGAUUUCCGUGGCUUCUCAUGAACAGUCCAACCUGCAGGAUAAACCUAACCUCAAUGGAGGGGCUCAGGAAAAUGGCACUGGCCAGCCAGCCUCGAAAAAUGGACACUCAGCCAGGCCCCAUGUUGUUGCUGACACUGAACUGUGAAAUGUCUUGUGGGCAAAAGUCUUGCUAAUGUGGCUUGAAAGAGCAGAGUGGAAAGCUAGAGGAGUUAGGUUGCUAAGAGUAUCAUAAAUGGAAACAUUAUCCUUUUAUCUUUACAAUGAUCUCAUAAAAUCCCAUUCUAAAGCAUCCCUUUCCUAAGAGCUGGCACAGGUGCUACCUGUGUACAAGCUUUUGUUUCCUUAGCAAGCUGCUUCAGUGGGAUUUCAUAUCAGAUUGAGCAUGCCCUUAAUAUCUUUUUGCUCUUUCUGUUUCAGACCAAAAUGAGAUGUGACUGGCAACAACCAAUCCAGAGAAAGGAGAAGGAUGUUGUCUGAAAAUAUAGAGUAGAUCUAUCAUUGUUAGAAAAUCACCCAAACAGUUCCAGUGCUGCUUAAGAGAAAGGAGGACAUUUUAGCCAUAAAAGUUAGCAUAUGUUAAAGAACAAUGGGGCGUUCCACCACUUAAAUCAGUGUGAUUUUAAGUGUUGAUUCACAUUACCAGUUUUACAAAGUAAAGUCAACAGAAAUGAAUCAGUUUUGUGAAUACUCCAACACAUGGGCAUAAUAUGAUCUGGUUCAACCUGCAUUUUGAAUUUUUCAAGAUGUGGAGAAUUGACAUCUGGGUGCAUGCUGGGUUACCAUACUAAAAUAACUAAAAAAAUUAACCGCAUAAUUAAAAAAGAGAGAGUCAUGGGUGUCCGUCCUUAGGAAAUCCAGUACUUUUAUUGCUUUCAUUGGGCCAUGUUGGGUUUCACUAGUCAUUCCCACACCCUACUGAGAAAUCCUUCCUCUGUCUCUUUGCUUUUUAUGGCCCUCUGUAACCCAUGACAAGCCUUCAGAACUUGUGAUUCACUACACAGAAGAAACUCUUUAUUGGACUUGCUUCCCAGCAGAAAUGCAGGUGAUUCAGUCAAGGUGAUUCCACUAGAAAAAUAUUAAUUCAUGGACAGAGAGCUUUCCUAACUAACAUGCUCUAGCCCUGUAUAUCAGUUGUGCCUCCCUGCCCCCAAAUAAUAGAAUGUUGUUUCUCCACUUUGUGCUUAUUAUUUCCCCUGCUCCCUACAAUGUCCAAUACCAUCCUGGGCUUUGUUGACUAUGUAAAUUUUGUGUGUGGGAGGGCAGGGGGUUGUUGAUGUUGAAUACAAUGCAAAGAUGCAGCCAGGCUUUGAAAUGUAUUAUCUUUGUUUUGCCCAAUCAGUAUGAACAAAGUUCUGUUUUACAUUUAUAUCUAUGAACCAUCAUUAGGAAUAAUAUAGGAAGUUUUAGUAUGAAUUAGACUACUUUAUUUACUCUUGGACAAUGGCAGCACCAGAUAGAUGUGAGAUAAUGUAUCCAACAUCUAGUGACUGACUUUGGGUUGUGCAGCCCUCAGAGACAUAUUCCUGGAAACCAAAGAGCACUUUUGGAGGGAGGGGAGAGCAGCAAAAAUUGCUCCUCCUCCCCCUGCAUGAAAGCUCUGUUGCUUGACAAGCCUUCAGCUAAGGGCUUAGCUCCUGCUCUGCCUUCUAACACUGUGUUGGAUGUCAGCCACUGACUAAUUACUGUGAUCCGUAGACUGAAGUUCUGUACUUUUCAUUUGAUCAUGUGUAUAUAUGUGCUGAUUGCUUCAAGGCUAAUGUUUCCCCCCAUUGGUUGGUUCAUAUCUCCCUUGGGAUACUGGAGAGAGGAUCCACCAAAAACAGAGGACAAAAGAAUGUUUUAUACUACAGAGUAACCAGUCUUUUAUGAACAUAAAUUCUAUGUCUAAUAGUUAAUGCAAGAGGCAAAAAUAGAUAGGCAAACUUUAACGUCACUAUAUGUUAAUGCUGAAGAAACUGCUGCUGUUGAGUCAAAAGGAUGUAAAAUGAGCAAGAGCAUCCUACAGCCUUUCCAUCUAAGCAAAAGUACAACAAGAUGAGGAUGGUGGAAAGGCCUUAUCCUUAGAACAAUUGCAGCAUGUUACAGGCUUCUCAUUUUAAACUCUCAUUUCUUCAUAAUGGCAAGUGUCUACCAGGUAGCACUACAAUAGUUCAGUAUAUAAGAAUACUUAAAAGUGAAAGGAAACUGUUCUUUGCUCUUAGGGCACACGGAAAGGCUAUUUAGCUAGUUCUUCAAAAUCUGCAUUUCAUUGCCUUUGUGUAAUUACUCACAGAAAGAUAGCUUAAGGUAAUAGGGGGCUAAAUUUUUUAAGCCGGCAGAGAUGGCCUUUAAAAGAAGAUAUAUAGCUGUCCCAAAUUAUUAACAAUGUAAACAUAUUUGUCACAGCCAGGUCCUGUCCAAAUGCUGGUGUGGAAGAAGAAGUAGAAGCCCAUUUAAUAGAUUAAUAUAGGUACACUGAUACGUUUAGAUUUCAGACUAAAGGUUUACUUAUAUGGUACUGAGGAAUUAGACGGUCUCUGGAAACAUGCCUGAGCAAAUAAUUGUUGAAAUAUUAACUUUAAAAUAUAUAUAUUUCUUCAACACACAAAGUGGAACACACAAAUUACAAUAUCUUUUGUCACACAUCUAAUUUAAUUUCCUAAAUACUACAGUAUUAAGGAUGACAAAAUGCAGUUCACACUAGCGAACCUGUGAAAUCCAAUUCCCAAGACAGAUAGGUGUAACUGGCAGUUAUGCCACAGUACAAAAUCAGACCACACCUGCAAUCUAUGUAGAGAAAAUAAACAUUAGACUUCUUAAACAGGAACCACUGGAGGAAAUGAAAGCCACAUAAUACUGGAAUGCUGGUUAUUCUUGGACUCAAUGGUUGCCAAAAGAUUUUUUUCCCUCUUCAGUGUCCGCUAUCUCAAGAGGAUUGGUUGCUUAAAAACAACUAAGAUGUCCAUUAAACAAAGCCUGUCCUCUGCCUCCAGAGGAAAUGAAUGAGCAUUGCAAUGAGACAUUCACAAAGUUAUCUCAAUUGAUUUUGGUCUGGGCUCAAAUAAAAUAAGCAAAAAGA
Messenger RNA from Hemicordylus capensis (graceful crag lizard), 4235 nucleotides. RefSeq names its product CD34 molecule (gene CD34). The transcript is spliced from 8 exons. Gene Ontology annotation, biological process: cell-matrix adhesion. The record is from RefSeq and is a predicted model, not a curated record. Bases 201 to 1322 code for a protein of 373 amino acids. Gene Ontology annotation, cellular component: membrane. NCBI's taxonomy places the organism in Eukaryota, Metazoa, Chordata, Lepidosauria, Squamata, Cordylidae.